Messenger RNA from Gastrolobium bilobum, 3234 nucleotides. RefSeq lists its product as uncharacterized. The record is from RefSeq and is a predicted model, not a curated record. Bases 1 to 3234 code for a protein of 1077 amino acids. NCBI's taxonomy places the organism in Eukaryota, Viridiplantae, Streptophyta, Magnoliopsida, Fabales, Fabaceae. The transcript is spliced from 3 exons.
AUGCGCGUUCAGGAAUUGGCAGACGAAUUUGUUGCGUUCCAAAACCGCAUAGAUCGUAGCUUUGACGACAUGCAGGCUCGAGUUGAACAUCGAUUCACUGAACAUCAAAAUCAAUUCACUAGUAUAACUGCUCAAUUACAGGAGAUUCAUGCUGCGGUGGUAAGGGCACAUGUUCGAACACCUGGUGUGCAUGCUGUGUCUGGAAUUGAAUCUGGAGGUACUUCGCAGCCACGUUUUCUUGUUGAUGAUCCUCGUUCCAUAAUGAAAUCGAUUCGGAUGGAGUUUCCAGUUUUCAAUGGCACUGAUCCUAAUAGUUGGAUUUUUCGUACGGAGAUGUAUUUUGGCUUGCAACAGGUUCCUGCUGCACUUCAGGUUCGUUUAGCUGGUAUACGUAUGGAGGGUUUGGCUGGUCCUUGGUUCCAGUGGUUAUUCAAUGGGGGUUCCAUUCAGUCCUGGGAGCAAUUGAAGGUAGCCAUCCGUCAGCGUUUUGGUGGUACCGCAUAUACUGAUUUGCGUGGAGUGCUUUCCAAACUCACACGGGAUGGUUUGCUUCCUGAUCUACGACGGGCAAUUCAAUUACAUUCACCUACAUCUCUCCAUCAAGCCAUGCAGUUGGCCAUUACCUAUGAUGCUCAUUUUGUGGAGCUCCGUUCCUCUUUUACAUCCCCUGGGAGCACAAAGAGCUUUCCAAAAAAUUCUUAUACUGUCGAUCAUCCUAAACCAUCGAAUUCCAUUCUGCCCAGUCAGAAACAGACUUUUCCAGCUUUACCUUCCAAUGUACCGUUCAAGAAGUUAAGUAAUGAGGAAUUGGCGAAAAAGAGGGAGUUAGGAAUAUGCUAUACAUGUGAUGAGAAGUGGAAUUCACGCCACAAAUGUAAGUCCAAAUUAUUCCUACUGGUGGGAGAUUGGGAGGAAUGUGUGGAGGAGUCUGACGAACAAAUUGUUUGGCAACUAGAGUUGUCACAGGAAGAGUCACAUGAAGCUGCUUUGCACUCUCUGAAAGGAGAUACUAAUCCUAGAGCUCUUCAAUUUCAGGUUGAGUUUCAUGGUCAGAUGAUUCCUAUUCUGGUAGACUCUGGGAGCUCUCAUAAUUUCAUCCAGAAGCAAUUGGUUGCUGAUGUGGGUUUACCCUCUGUGAGAGUUCCUCGGAUGCGGGUGUUUCUGGGAAAUGGGGAGUUCCUUAUUUGUGACAGAAAGUGCUUGUGUGUUCCAUUGCUUAUCCAAGGGUACUCUUUUGUGGUUGAUUUGUGGAUUAUUGAGCUCUCUGGUUUUGGCAUCAUCUUAGGUAUGUCUUGGUUGAGUCGAAUUGGAAGGGUGCUCCAUUAUUAUUCCGAAUUAUCCAUGGAAUUUAUGACAUGUGAGGGCAGGGUGAUACUGCAUGGUGAAAAUCCCUGUAAAGCUGUGAGUCCUGUUGAGCAACGUUGUUUGAGCUUAGAGGGAAUAAAAGUGCAGGAGGUGUCUGGUAUUUUACCGGAAUUGCUGGAACUGGAACAAAAAAUUCCCCUGCCUAUUUGGGAUAUUUUGGUACAAUUUCAGCCUGUAUUUCAAUUGCCAAGAGGACUGCCACCAUUCAGGGGGUGUGACCAUGCCAUUAAUUUGGUAGAAGGAGCACGACCAGUGAAUGUAAGGCCAUACAGAUAUGGCUAUCAUCAAAAGGCUGAAAUAGAACACCAAGUUUCAGAAUUGGACCGUUUUCCUAUACCAACAAUUGAUGAGCUACUAGAUGAGCUUCAAGGAGCAAGGAUUUUCACUAAGCUGGACUUGAGGAGUGGUUACCAUCAGAUAUUAUUGGUUCCGGAAGACACUUCCAAGACUGCAUUCAGGACUCAUGAGGGGCAUUAUGAGUUCUUGGUGAUGCCCUUUGGGUUAACCAAUGCCCCUUCCACUUUCCAGGCUGUCAUGAACCAUAUGUUUAGGCCAUUUCUUAGGAAGUUCAUUAUAGUUUUUUUCGAUGAUAUCCUCAUUUAUAAUAGUUCUAUGGAGGAUCAUUAUAAUCAUCUUGUAUUAACUUUGACCUGUUUGCAGGAGAACUUGUUUAUGGUGAAGCUUAGUAAGUGUGGGUUUGCACUAGCUGAAGUGGAAUAUUUAGGCCACUUAGUUUCUGGAGAGGGUGUUAAGGCUGAACCCAAGAAGAUUGAUGCCAUGAGACAAUGGCCACAGCCGAAGACAAUUAAGCAGUUGAGGGGUUUUAUUGGCCUCACGGGGUACUAUCGGAGAUUCAUCCGAAACUAUGUUGCUCUUGCUUCACCAUUAACUGAUAUGUUGAAGAAGGACUCCUUCUUUUGGACUGAUGAAGCUGCCAAGGCCUUUGAGGUUUUAAAGGAUGUUAUGUCAGGCACUCCUGUAUUGUCCCUUCCUGACUUCUCAUUACCUUUUGUAGUGGAUACUGAUGCUUCAUCAGUGGGCAUAGGGGCUGUUCUCUACCAGCUGAAUCAUCCUAUUGCUUUCUUUAGCAAAAAACUUGGGCCGAGAAUGAGAGUGGCAUCAACUUAUGUUAGAGAGUUGUAUGCCUUAACUGAAGCAGUUAAGAAGUGGCGGCAUUAUUUGUUAGGCUCUAAAUUCAUCAUUCGUACCGAUCACAAGAGUUUAAAGGAGCUUUUAACUCAAACGGUACAAACAGUGGAACAACAAAAAUAUGCUUGCAAAUUAAUGGGGUAUGAUUUCUCCAUUGAAUACAAGCUAGGAGCUACCAACAUUGUUGCGGAUUCCUUAUCCAGAUGCUGUGACGAUGAGCACUGUGAGGAUGAGCAAGCAGGAAUCAACUUGGCUUUAAUAUCAGAAGUUACUUUUUCUGUUGUUGAUCAAAUACGUGGGGAAAAUAAAACUGAUGCUGACUUAAUUAAUAUUCGACUGAAGUUGCAGCAAAAUGAGUUGCCGGAUCCAGAAAUUUUCGAUAGAGAUGGUAUCUUAUACCAUAAAAAUCGAUAUUAUUUGGGCACCAAUUCUGCUUUGAAGGACAUGCUUAUGGAGGAAGCUCAUUCCACAUUGAUAGGAGGCCAUGCUGGGAUUGCUCGAACCUUUUUGAGGUUUUCUGCGUCAUUUCAUUGGAAGGGUAUGAGGAAAGAUGUACAUGAAUUUGUCAAGAGCUGCUCAACUUGUCAAAUGAUUAAGACUUCUACCUCACCACCUCUCGGAUUGCUUCAGCCACUGCCUAUACCUGAUGGGGUAUUUGAGGAUUUAAGCAUGAAUUUAUUACAGGUCUUCCAACAUCUAAGGGAUUUAAUGUCAUCUUAG